Darwinula stevensoni is the source of this 495-nucleotide messenger RNA. The record is from the annotation of a GenBank genome assembly. NCBI's taxonomy places the organism in Eukaryota, Metazoa, Arthropoda, Ostracoda, Podocopida, Darwinulidae.
CAAAGGGUGAGGACGGGAGGCAUUCCGCGAUCCCGGCUAUAAAUACCUCCCAUCGGGUUGGGUCCGCUUCAUUCCGUCUGUGACUGCGAAGUUCGUCCGUUUGAGUUCGACGCCGCACUCUUGUCCACGAUGAAAUUCGUUUUGGCACUGUUGGGGCUGGUGUGCCUGGUGGCUCUGGCCCAGGGAGCGGAGGAAAGGCCGGAGGAGGUCGAUGGGUAUCCGGUGGAAGCGGAUCUCGCCCCCGCCGAGUCAGUGUACGGCUACCGACGAUACGGCUAUGGAGGAUACUACAGGGCACCUUACUACGGUGGCUGGAGAUACGGUCGUAGCUACGGAUACCCUCGCUACCGGGGAUACUACUGGUGAAGGGCUCUGGUUGAUCCUUUGGGGUGACGAUCCUGGUUCGCACGAUGCGCUCGGUUCUGCAAUACUCUGCUGUCUUUGUGUGACUACUAACAAUGCUUUCUUCAAUGAAGCAUUUCCAUUCCUCUCUGC